Schizophyllum commune H4-8 is the source of this 1959-nucleotide messenger RNA. RefSeq lists its product as uncharacterized. The record is from RefSeq and is a predicted model, not a curated record. The coding region runs from base 127 to 1716 and encodes 529 amino acids. Gene Ontology annotation, biological process: proteolysis. NCBI's taxonomy places the organism in Eukaryota, Fungi, Basidiomycota, Agaricomycetes, Agaricales, Schizophyllaceae. Gene Ontology annotation, molecular function: aspartic-type endopeptidase activity. The transcript has 3 exons.
CCUCCAGCUUGACAAGAACAACGAGGGGCCCGCCAGUCCAGCGGGUGGCUUCCUAAUUUCGACACUCUAUUCCUUUCCAUCCUACACGAUCCUCUAUCCUUCUCGGUCAGGACAGCUUUCGGCGUAAUGAGAGGCGCUUUCCUGGCGGCCCUGACGACCCUCGCCCUCGAGGCGAGCGCGUACCAUGUCCGCAUGCAAGGGCGGAUGCGUUCCCCCGCGGAUGCACCACUCGCACGGCGGGGAAACUUGGCGGGCUCGUCGCCGCUCACGAACUCGGCGGACAUCAGCUACUACACGAACGUGACGCUGGGCGGGGACGACUACGAGGUCCUGAUCGACACGGGCAGCUCGGACUUGUGGGUCGCAGGCAGCGUGAACAACGCCAAGGAUACGGGCAAGAAGAGCGGCGUCACGUACGCCGUCGGUGCGGUCGAAGGUGCGCUAGCUCGUUCCUCUCUCAUUCUCCCCCCGCUUACCCACCCCCUCAAGGGCCUAUCAAGACCGCCGAGCUCGAGUUCGCUGGCUUCACCAUCCCCGAUCAGGCGUAUAGUGCGUGUCGUUCCCCCCAACUCGCCCCCGCCUAACCGCUUUACAGUCGAGGUCACCCCCGACAAGGAAAACCCAAAGGACAAGGGCCUCAUUGGCCUGGGACCCAACUCGGGCUCCAAUGUCUACGUCGAGCUCGGGAGCGACAAGGGCAUGGCCGUCCUCGACAGCAUCUUCACGCAGAACACCUCCACGCCGAACUAUAUCACCGUUCUCCUUGGGCGUUUAGACGACCCGACCGACACGUUCCCCGGCGAUCUCACCGUCGGCUCGAUCCUCGACAACUAUACGAACAUCGAGAAGCAACCGAAGCUCGAAGUUACCGAGGUCCCCGUGUGCGAGUCAGGCGACCAGCACUUCCAGGUGCUCAUCGAUGCCGGCGGCAUCAUUGGCCCAGACGGGAAGAGCAGCCAGGUCCACACCGAGGUCGAUGAGACGCAGAACAAGAAGCAGCCGACCGGCGGGGGAGCGGGAGGGCGAGCGCGCGUGAGUACGCCCCCUUCUCCGAUUUCAUCUGACGAUUUCUCGCGCAGCCAGGUGCCCAGGAACGUCGCCGACGCGGAAUACGGCCGCGGCGCUGGAUACUCAGACGUAUCUGGCGUGGGCGCGCGGCGGCGUGGAUCGUGCGCGGCGAGGUCGGGGGCGGCGGGGGGAGUGGGAGGCGGGGGCGAGACGGGGGACGGGAACGCGAGAACGCGAGAGGGGGGACGCGAGAAGGGGGAACACGAGAAGGGUGAGUGGAACACAAGCAGGCGGAGGGAGAGACGAGGCGGGGAGGGGCGACAGCGCGCGGACGCGAGAGGCGGCGCGAGGAGGGUGGUGGGAGGAGGAGGGGGAUCACGAGAAGGAGGAGACAACGCGAGGGAAGGGGCGCACUUCGGCGCUUCGAAGGAAGGAAGGGGGAAGGGGCGAGGGCGGGGACAACGCGAAGGCGGGGAGACGCGGGAAGAAGGGAGAGGGGGAGCGGAGAAGGAGGGAAGGGGUGAGAGACGGAAGGAGGGAAGGGGCGAGAGGAGGAAGGGGGAAGGAGGGAAGGGGCGCUUCUCGGCGCUUCUGCGCUUCGACCGCCGGGUGGAGAAGGGGGAGGGGGAAAGGGGGGCGAGGGUUCAAGGAGAAGGGAACGAAGACGACGCGGAGCCCGAAAAGGGGGCGGAGGGGGUGAGCGAGUGAGGCGAAGGUGCGAAGGGGGCGAGUCGGAUGGGCGAAGGGAGGUGAGGUGGCGGCGCGAAGGGGGGCGAGCAGAAGGCGCGAAGGGAGGGGUGGCGAAGGCGCGAGGGCAGGCGACGCGAAGCCAGCUCUCCCAGCUCCCUUUCGCGACGGUGAGGGGGGAAGGGGGAGGGGUGUUACUUACUCAUUGUAGUACGCUUUUUGUGUAAUAGAUAGACUUGCAAUCAAAUGGAUUUAGAACUCGAA